Molecule: messenger RNA, 7854 nt
Organism: Amphiprion ocellaris (clown anemonefish)
Lineage: Eukaryota; Metazoa; Chordata; Actinopteri; Pomacentridae
Gene: lrp5
Product: low density lipoprotein receptor-related protein 5
Exons: 29
Coding region: 174-5096 (1640 amino acids)
Molecular function (GO): protein binding
Source: RefSeq, a predicted model, not a curated record
GGGGAAAAAAGUCGAGUCGAUAGCGAAGGACACACACAGGAGCACACACAUACACGCAUCAGCCACAUAUCUAGCUGUUGUCGGAAGACAGGCCCUAUGCGAACCUUCACCCACAGAGUGGACCUCGUUACAAUUUAGUCCUGGAAUGAACAACCCAAAAUGUAGUGGGAACGAUGGAUUUACAGCGUAGAGGACUUGAAAUGGGCGCUCUGCUAGUUCUCCUGCUGCUGUCGGUGGUUGACGGGUCACCUUUUCUCCUUUUUGCCAACCGUCGUGAUGUGCGAUUGGUAGAUGCAGACGGUGUGCGGGGUGAAUCAGUCAUUGUUGUCACUGACCUGGAGGAUGCAGCAGCAGUGGACUUCCUGUAUGCUGAGGGCUUGAUAUUUUGGACAGAUGUCAGCGAGGAGGCCAUAAAACAGACACAAUGGAAUCAGUCAUCCAACUCCUUUAAAGAGGCACUGGGAACAGGUCAGACUGUGGUAAUAUCAGGGCUGGACAGUCCUGAUGGACUGGCCUGUGACUGGUUAGGUAAAAAGCUCUACUGGACAGACUCAGAGACCAAUCGAAUUGAAGUGGCCAACCUAGAUGGCACCUCCAGGAAGGUCCUGUUUUGGAUGGACCUGGACCAACCGAGAGCUAUUGCCCUUAACCCUGCUCAACGCUACAUGUACUGGACAGACUGGGGAGAGGAGCCCAGGAUAGAGCGUGCUGGCAUGGAUGGAAGCAACAGAAAACUGAUAGUGAAUGUGGACAUAUACUGGCCCAACGGUCUCACCAUAGACUUGGUGGAACAGAAGUUGUACUGGGCUGAUGCCAAACUCAGCUUCAUUCACAGAGCUAACCUGGAUGGAUCUGCACGUGAAACAGUGGUGGAGGGAACCCUGACCCAUCCUUUUGCCCUAACACUGUCUGAGGAGACAUUAUACUGGACUGACUGGCAAACUCGCUCCAUCCAUGCUUGUAACAAACACAGCGGAGACAAAACAAGAGAGAUUCUCAGUGGGAUUUAUUCUCCUAUGGACAUCCAGGUUCUGGAGCCCUAUCGACAGCCUUAUAUCCAGACUCCCUGUAGUGAAAAUAAUGGAGGCUGUAGUCAUCUCUGCCUACUCUCUCCAGUCCAUCCUUUCUACAGCUGUGCCUGCCCUACUGGAGUCCAGCUUAAACCAGAUGGAAAGACAUGUAAGCCAGGAGCAGAGCAGGUUUUGUUGCUGGCUCGAAGGACAGACCUGAGGAGAAUUUCACUGGACCUACCAGACUUCACUGACAUAGUACUACAGGUUGAUGACAUUCGUCAUGCCAUAGCUAUCGACUAUGAUCCAGUUGAAGGUUAUGUCUACUGGACAGAUGAUGAGGUUCGGGCCAUCCGGCGAUCUCACAUUGAUGGCAGCAAUGCCGUGAUGCUGGUUACCACAGAGAUUAACCACCCAGAUGGAAUUGCUGUCGACUGGGUUGCUAGAAACCUUUACUGGACUGACACUGGCACUGACCGGAUUGAGGUUACCAGGCUAAAUGGAACUUCACGGAAAAUUUUGAUUUCUGAGAACUUAGAUGAACCCAGAGCCAUUGUUCUUGACCCUGUUGAUGGUUUUAUGUACUGGACUGACUGGGGUGAGCAUCCUAAAAUUGAGCGGGCCAACCUGGAUGGAACGGACAGGGUGGUCCUCCUCAACAGCUCUCUGGGUUGGCCCAAUGGACUGGCCAUUGAUUAUGCAGCAGGAAAACUAUACUGGGGAGAUGCUAAAACAGACAAGAUUGAGGUGAUCAGUGUGGAUGGCAGUAACAGGCAGACCCUGCUCGAGGACAAGCUGCCUCAUAUCUUUGGUUUUACUCUACUGGGUGAUUAUAUCUAUUGGACUGACUGGCAGAGACGUAGCAUUGAGAGAGUCCAUAAAGCUACAGCUGUACGAGAGAUCAUUAUUGAUCAGUUGCCCGAUUUAAUGGGGCUCAAAGCCACUAAAGUGACAGAGACAUAUGGUACAAAUGGCUGUGCGAUGGAUAACGGUGGAUGCAGUCAUCUUUGUUUCUGGCAUCAGCAGGCUGUUAGCUGUGCCUGUCCCAUGGGAAUGGAACUCCUCUCAGAUCUCCAUACAUGUGUGGUUCCUGAGGCCUUCCUUCUCUUUACCAACAGGGACAAUAUCAGGAGCAUUUCUCUGGGUACCAACAGCAACGAUGUGGCCAUUCCUCUGACAGGCGUUAAGGAGGCCUCUGCUCUUGACUUUGAUGUCUCUGAAAGGAGAAUAUACUGGACGGACAUACAAGCCAAGACAAUAAGCAGAGCAUAUAUGAAUGGCAGCUCUGUAGAACAUGUUAUAGAAUUUGGACUGGACUACCCAGAAGGCAUGGCAGUUGACUGGAUGGGUCGUAACAUCUACUGGGCAGAUACAGGCACUAACCGGAUAGAGGUGUCCCGGUUGGAUGGCCAGCACCGCCAGGUUCUAGUCUGUAAGGAUCUUGACAACCCACGUUCAUUGGACAAUCCACGCUCACUGGCACUGGACCCAGCCAAUGGUUACAUGUAUUGGACAGAGUGGGGAGGUCGACCUCGCAUAGCCAGAGCCUAUAUGGAUGGCAGCACCAUCAUGACCCUGGUGGACAAAGUAGGCCGUGCCAAUGGGCUGACCAUUGACUAUGUAGAUAAUCGACUCUAUUGGACUGACUUGGACACAUGCAUGAUUGAAAGCACCAAUAUGCAAGGCCUUCAGAGAGAGAUCAUAGUAGAUGACCUCCCUCACCCCUUUGGUCUGACACAGUACCGAGAUUUUAUCUACUGGACUGAUUUUAAUCUCCGCAGUAUUGAACGGGCAGAAAAACGCAGUGGACUUAACCGCACUGUGGUGCUACAGGGCCAGCUAGAGCUGAUGCUGGACAUUCUGGUGUUCCACUCCUCACGUCAGGAUGGUACCAAUGAGUGCUUGCAUAACAACGGCAACUGUGCCCACCUCUGCCUGGCUUCACCUGCUGGUGCCAGGUGCCGCUGUGCUUCCCACUAUACCUUGAACCACGAUGGACGAAACUGUAGCUCUCCUUCUAGUUUCCUGCUCUUCAGUCAGAAGGCUAGUAUCAGCAGAAUGGUUUUAGGAGAGCAGAGUCCUGACAUCAUCCUGCCUAUACAUGUCCUGAGGAAUGUCCGAGGUGUCAACUAUGAUCCACUGGACCGCCUUGUCUACUGGCUGGAUGGACGGCAGAACAUAAGGAGGGCCAGGGAUGAUGGAGCCAUGUCUUCAAUGAUACUAAGCAGCACUGCUCAUCCUGUGGACAACCAGCUUCAUGACUUGAGCCUGGACCCGUACAGUCGGCAUAUUUACUGGACCUGUGAGACAACCAACACAAUCAACGUACAGAGGAUGGAUGGUCACACUGUGGGUGUGGUCAUCAAGGACGACACAGACAAGCCACGGGCCAUCGUGGUCAAUGCUGAGAAAGGGUACAUGUAUUUCACCACAGUGCAGGAGCGCUCAGCUAAGAUUGAAGGAGCCAGCCUGGAUGGGACAGAGAGAGAGUCUUUGUUCACCACUGGUCUGAUAAGACCAGUAGCUCUGGCUCUUGACAAUAAAAUAGGAAAGCUGUUUUGGGUCGAUGCUGACCUCAAACGCAUCGAGAGCAGUGACCUGACAGGAGCCAAUCGCGUCGUCCUACAGGAUUCCAACAUUCUUCAGCCAAUGGGGUUGACAGUUCUUGGAGAUCAUCUGUACUGGAUUGACCGGCAGCAGCAGAUGAUAGAAAGGGUGGGCAAACUGACUGGAGAUGGACGCACACGUAUUCAGGGACGAAUAUCAUACCUGACCUCCAUUCAUGCUGUGGAAGAGAUGGACCCACAAGAGUUUGCAUCACACCCUUGUUCCCGUGACAACGGGGGUUGUUCUCACAUCUGCAUUGCUAAGGGAGAUGGAACACCUCGCUGCUCCUGUCCAAUGCAUCUAGUGUUACUGCAGGAUCUGCUACACUGUGGAGAGCCUCCUACCUGUUCCACAGAGCAGUUUACCUGCUCCACAGGGGAGAUAGACUGUAUACCUAUGGCUUGGCGCUGUGAUGGUCUCCCUGAAUGUGAAGACAGUAGCGAUGAGGACAAUUGCCCUGUCUGUUCUGCCUUCCAGUUCCAGUGUGACAAAGGAGGCUGCAUUGAUGCUCAAAGACGCUGCAAUGGUGAACCCGACUGUGCUGAUCACUCUGAUGAACUGGACUGUGAAACCAUUUGCCCUCCUAACCAAUUCCGCUGUGGUGACAACCAGUGUAUCACUAAAAAACAACAGUGUGACAAUUAUUCUGACUGUCCCGAUGGAUCAGAUGAGCUUGCCUGUGAAAAUGUAUCACCGCCCUCCAUUGGUAUUCCUAACACUGGGCCCAGCACCAUCGGUCCAGUCAUUGCUAUCAUCCUGCUCGUCUUCGUAAUAGGAGGAGCUUAUUUUGUCUGCCAGCGUGUAGUGUGUCGACGUUACAAAGGGCCUAGUGGGACUUUCCCUCAUGAGUACAUCAGUGGGACACCUCAUGUGCCCCUCAACUUCAUCACUCCCAGCAGCUCACAACAUGCCACCUUCCAAGGUAUUUCCUGUGGGAAGUCCAUGAUGAGUUCAGUCAGCCUGAUGGGCAGCAGCAGCAGUGGAGCUCCUCUGUAUGAUAGGAACCAUGUGACUGGAGCUUCAUCUAGCAGCUCAUCAUCUACUAAGGGAGUCUUCUAUCCUCAGAUCCUGAACCCUCCUCCAUCCCCAGCCACUGAUCGCUCUCUUUACAACACAGAGAUCUUCUAUUCCUCCAACAGUCCAUCCACCACCAGAUCAUAUAGACCCUACCACCCAGUCCGUGGCACCGCCCCACCUACAACGCCCUGCAGCACUGACAUCUGCGACAGUGACUACACCCCUCACCACCCACUGGCUGGACUGGCAUCAUCAGCAGGCCGCUGGAAGGCCUCCAACCACGGCAAACACAACAAGUACUACAUGGACCUUAACUCAGACUCUGACCCAUAUCCUCCACCACCUACCCCUCGCUCCCAGUACAUGUCAGCUGAGGAGAGCUGUCCCCCGUCUCCCUCCACUGAGCGCUCCUACUUUCAUCUGUGCCCCCCUCCUCCUUCUCCCUGUACGGACUCCUCAUGACCCUCCAACAGCAUGGGUGCUGUUGGAGGGUCGAAGGGACGAAAUCAACUUAGUACAAGGACUAAUCCAGUCUGGUCCACUUCACUAGGAAAAGAACUUGUGUGCAACUUCCAGCCCUGAGCAACUUAUAUAUGCUGCUUUAUAUCAGCUGGUUAGGCUCAAGUGCCUUGCUGAAGGUCCAUGUGUCCCACAAUGGUCAUUUUAUCAUUCCAGUCCAGUCAUCUUGGAACUGUCAGGGUGACCAUCAUCUUAUCAGUUCUGUGUAUGUCUUCCAAGUGUCCUGCUCAGACAUUCACUCACUUGUGGCAGGUUGAAGGUUCAAAGCCUCCCCUUCCUUGCCACAGGAUACAAAAAAUACUGUAUACAUUUAGCCAGCAGUUCCCUAAUAAAUUUUUAUUCCCUCAAAUGAGCACCUCAUUUGCUGGGCCACUUCUUGAUUAUGAAAUUUCCAUUUGUCCAAACAAAAUAAAUUAGUCAUGCAGCUCCCUAAACUCUUUACUGUGUGCAUGGAAAUCACUUACCCUGAUCUUGUGUGAAAACCACAAAUCCAAUGCAUUGAGACCCCCCCCCAGUUUUACAGCAUUUAUCUCCUCCAUCCUUGCAGCCUCCUAAUUGACAGACAGUGACAAGACUGUAUAUUGUUAAAAAUAAUGUGGAGAAAAAAAAUCUGUGGAAUAAUUUUUCAUAUUUUUUAUUAAUGCUGACCAAUCUGAUUUGACCCACUGCUUUAGAAAUAAACAAAUGGACAGUCGGAUGAGUGGCUGUGUAAAUGUGGAGGGAAUAUAAUAAUGAUAAAUUAGUGGACAGCUGUGUACAUGCUUGCUGGAUGGAAGAUAUUAGACAAAUUUGAUGACGGAAUGAAUGUUUAAAAUUAAGAAUAACUGAGUUGAUGGAUGGAAUAGGUCCAAGAUCAAAAUGUGAAGGCUGAUGUAUAUUGUUUUUAAAUUGUGUCCGUCCACAUUUCAAAUUGGGAAUUCUUUACAGCUGAGCACAGAUCCUUUUGAAGAGGUACACCUGUUUCCAGUCAAUGAAAAGAUGAAGACAAUUCUGGCGACAGUUCCUUUCUUUUCCUAUGAAAUGACCACCUGACGUUGACAUACCAAAUGAACAUCAACAUGUAAAACUACAUAAUGAACAUGUACAUGUACAAUGAACGUGUACAUAAUGAAGUCAAUUAUUGAGUUGUGAGAAGUGAAUGCGUUUCGUUGUGAAUUUGAACUUCUUCCAUCACCUUCUCUUCACUGUUAUUGUCCUGUUUACCAAAAGUAUGUUUGCUGCUAUUGUGUACAUACUAUUAUCACACUUUGAUUUAUAAUUACAGAAUAAGGCCAAAAUUACCACUCUUGUACAUGCAGUACAUCAUGAAGCUAUUUACAGUUAAUAACAAAUUAUUCUCAGCAACUCUUGUUAUUUGUAUUUGUGUGUGUGUGUGUGUGUGUGUGUGUGUGUGUGUGUGUGUGUGUGUGUGUGUGUGUGUGUGUGUGUGUGUGUGUGUGUGUGUGUGUGUGUUGCUAUGUUUGGUUUGGUUUGAAGGAGUCUUUUUGGAAAUAGAAGGCUGAGAUGUAUAUUUAGGGCUGUUACAGAAUUUAUUGAACAUCCUUGUAUGCUUCAGCUUAAUCUUGCCUGAUCUCUCUUCAAAGUCAUUGUUCUUUUGUAUGUUUACAUACAAAUGAUGUAUACAUCAUGACAAUGAACUCAACAGCCAUCACUGCAUCAAGUGGGCAUGAAAAGGGGGUUUUGGACAGUCAUUUACCCCCAGUGCUGUGGCCCUCACAAGUGAACCCUGCUGUGAACUUUGAAUGCUUCCUCACAUACAACAGCCUGCAGAGACACUGCAAAACCAAAGCCAAAAGUUUGCCUCACAUUAUUUAUACAUUUUCCCUGACUUCGACCUUUGUCACAUUUUGUGGACUUCUGAACAAUGAUAGAAGUGAGAUUUUUGUUUGUUUUUCAGUGCAUGAUUAACAGCCGCUAUAACCUGAUGAUUUUAUUGACACCCUACCCUCUGCUCCUUUGUUUUUCAAUACCAACUCAAUGCCCUGGUUUGGUUUAUAUCAUACAAAAAUCUGACCUAGGGCACUGACUUAUGAUGGUUAUGAUCAGACAAUGACACAAUGGCUUAAAUUUUUCUCUGCACAAUAUUGCAAAUAACAAUAUAGAUGAUAAUUAAAUAAUAUAUAGAUGUGUCAUCUUAAUUGUACAGUGCUGGCAAAGCUCAAAGACAAGGUCAGACAAAAACAUGUUUGACAUCUGGCACCAAGGCAAAAGUAGCCAUGAAUUCCAGAGCGUGCAUUUUCCAAAACAGUAAAUAGUGGCCAUUGUACCUGGAAAAGGUUCUUCUUUGUCAAAUAAGUAAAAGGAGAGUGUAGAACCCUGAGAGAUAAAUAAAACCACCACUUUUGAAGGUGGAGAAUUUAGGAACUUGCAGUAACCCUACUGAGGUUAAAGUAAAUAAAGUGAUUACUUUAUCUCCCGUCAGAUGCAAUUAAGCCAUCAGGCCUGGUGACUGGCCUGAGAUGUUUGUUUUUUUUAGCUGCAGUAGCUUAAAUAUCAUCAAUGCAAUGUGUCAGUGGGUACUUGCUGAGCAGCACAACACAUUUAUGCUAAGGGCUACAUGUCCUGCCUCAAACCACUGUGUCAGCAAACCUCUUAAAACCUGUAUUUGAUGUCUCAGCUAAGAAUGCUUUGUGUAAUUUACAUUUGUGACAUUUUUUGUAUCAAAAGCAUUUUUAUAUAAUAAAGGUUUUAUUUUAAGGAA